Molecule: messenger RNA, 3235 nt
Organism: Papaver somniferum (opium poppy)
Lineage: Eukaryota; Viridiplantae; Streptophyta; Magnoliopsida; Ranunculales; Papaveraceae
Product: FT-interacting protein 1-like
Exons: 3
Coding region: 676-3006 (776 amino acids)
Source: RefSeq, a predicted model, not a curated record
CAUUACUGUCUUCUCCUCCAUGGUCUAGUCCAGUUCAGUCCCACUUUCAAGAAAAAAAAAAAGUUGGAGGAGACAGAGAAAGAGAAAGAAACAGAAGAAGCAUUCUCUUUUCUUUCUUUCUUUCUGCUUUUCUUUAGAUUCAGAUCUUCAGGGUUCAGCAGAGUGAGUGAGUGAGUGAGUGUGUGAGAGAGAUAGAGAGCCAAAAACACUUUUUACAGAGGGAGAAGAAGAGUUUGAAUCAACUCCAAAGCUCACUCUCUUCUUUUUUCACUUUUUUGUUUUUGAGUUCUUCUCUGAUUCAUUAUUAUCGACAUUUUUUCUUUUCAAGAUCUGUGAAGUUUGUCUCUAGAAAUCUACGAGGCUUAUUAGGAUCUGGAGACGAGGGUUUUAAUGUGUGUCUCUAGGAAAACUUAAUCAAACGGUUCAUAUUCCAAGUUUGUCUGUUCCAAUUCUUUCUCAUUUAAGAAUCUUUGCUGUCAACCAGUUUGAAUGUUUUUCUUGUUUCAAAUUCUUUAGUCAACCACCACCACCACAUCUCUAGGUAAACUUAACCAAGGGUUCAGAUUCUAUACUCCAAGCAUUUAGGUUUUCAUAUAACAUUUUGAAAACUGAAGCAAAAAACCAUCCAUUUCCUUCAUUUCAUUUCAUUCCUGGAGACUUCAGUCCAUAUCCAAAAUGCAGCGUCCACAGCACCACCCACCGGAGGAUUUCUCAUUAAAAGAGACAUCACCACAUCUUGGUGGUGGAGGUCUUACUGGUGACAAACAUACUAGUAGCUAUGACCUGGUUGAGCAAAUGCAAUAUCUAUAUGUUAGAGUUGUAAAAGCGAAAGAUUUACCAGCUAAAGAUGUUACAGGAAGUUGUGAUCCUUAUGUAGAAGUCAAACUUGGUAACUACAAAGGUACAACUAGGCAUUUCGAAAACAAGUCUAACCCUGAAUGGAACCAAGUGUUUGCAUUUUCAAAAGAAAGGAUUCAAGCUUCUGUUGUUGAGAUUUUAGUCAAAGAUAAGGAUUUUGUGAAAGAUGAUUUUAUGGGGAGGGUUUGGUUUGAUCUUAAUGAAGUUCCAAAGAGAGUUCCACCAGAUAGUCCUUUGGCACCACAAUGGUAUAGGUUGGAAGAUCGAAAGGGAGAUAAAGCUAAAGGAGAGCUUAUGUUGGCUGUUUGGAUGGGUACUCAAGCUGAUGAAGCGUUUCCUGAAGCGUGGCAUUCUGAUGCUGCAUCUGUUAGUGGUGAUGGACUUGCGAAUUUCCGGUCCAAGGUGUAUCUGUCUCCUAAGUUAUGGUAUCUGAGGGUAAAUGUGAUCGAAGCGCAGGACUUGCAACAUGUUGACAAGGCUAAGUUUCCAGAAAUUUAUGUUAAAGCUAUUCUCGGGAAUCAGGCUUUGAGAACAAGAGUGUCUCCGAGCAGGAAUACUAAUCCGUUAUGGAAUGAGGAUUUGAUGUUUGUAGCUUCGGAACCGUUCGAGGAGCAUCUGAUCUUGAGUGUGGAAGACAGAGUGGGGCCAAACAAGGAUGAGAUCCUGGGUAGAUGUGCGAUCCCUUUACAGGCUGUUGAGAGGAGGCUGGACUAUAAAUCUGUGCAUACAAGGUGGUUUAAUCUCGAGAAACAUAUUAUUGUUGAUGGAGAGAAGAAGAAAGAUGGUAGGUUUGCGAGUAGGAUUCAUUUGAGGAUCUGUCUCGAUGGUGGGUACCAUGUACUUGACGAGUCCACUCAUUAUAGUAGUGAUCUCAGACCUACAGCGAAGCAGCUGUGGAAGCAAAACAUUGGGGUUCUGGAGGUGGGAAUUUUAACUGCUAAUGGGUUGCUUCCGAUGAAGAUAAAAGACGGCCGAGGCACCACAGACGCUUAUUGUGUGGCCAAAUAUGGGCAGAAGUGGGUCAGAACGAGAACUAUUAUCGAUAGCUCUACUCCAAAAUGGAAUGAGCAAUACACAUGGGAGGUUUACGAUCCUUGUACUGUUAUUACAAUUGGGGUUUUUGAUAACUGUCAUUUACAUGGAGGAGGAGAUAAAGGUGGUGCUAAGGAUUCGAGGAUCGGGAAGGUGAGAAUUCGGCUCUCUACACUUGAAACUGACCGGGUUUACACACACUCAUAUCCUCUUCUGGUUCUUCAUCCAUCUGGAGUCAAGAAAAUGGGUGAGAUUCAGUUGGCUGUAAGGUUUACAUGUUCAUCUUUGCUUAAUAUGAUGCAUAUUUACUCUCAGCCAUUGUUACCCAAAAUGCACUACAUUCAUCCGUUAUCUGUUACUCAGCUCGAUAACUUAAGGCACCAAGCUCAUCAGAUAGUCUCGAUGAGGCUAAGCCGUGCCGAACCACCACUAAGGAAAGAGGUUGUGGAGUAUAUGUUGGAUGUAGAUUCACAUAUGUGGAGUAUGAGAAGGAGCAGAGCUAAUUUUUUCAGAAUUAUGGGAGUUCUGAGCGGAUUAAUCGCGGUUGCCAGAUGGUUUGAUCAAAUCUGUGUUUGGAAAAACCCUCUUACUACAGUUCUGAUCCACAUACUCUUCAUAAUACUUGUUCUGUAUCCGGAAUUGAUUUUGCCCACCGUUUUUCUCUAUUUGUUCUUAAUUGGUGUUUGGUACUUCCGCUGGAGACCAAGAAAUCCACCUCACAUGGAUACUCGACUCUCCCAUGCUGAUAAUGUACAUCCAGAUGAACUAGACGAAGAGUUUGAUACUUUUCCCACCUCUCGACCUAAUGAUAUUGUGAGAAUGAGAUAUGAUCGAUUGAGAAGUGUUGCAGGGAGGAUUCAAACUGUGGUUGGUGAUUUGGCAACCCAGGGAGAAAGAUUGCAGUCUCUCUUGAGCUGGCGUGAUCCAAGAGCUACAGCUCUGUUCGUGACCUUCUGUUUGAUUGCUGCUGUUGUACUUUAUGUUACACCCUUUCGAGUUGUGGCCCUCAUUGCUGGAUUUUAUGUAUUAAGGCAUCCUAGGUUCCGUCACAGGCUUCCUUCAGUACCUCUCAACUUUUUCAGACGAUUGCCUGCAAGAACUGAUAGUAUGCUAUGAGAAGUAACCAUUAUGUUGCUAGAUUAUUAAUCGGAAGUAGCUCGUUUUGUUCAUUUUAAAUUGAAUGCAAGUGAUGUGUUCUGUUAUGAAUUUGUAACUUCUUUCAUUCCCUGUUCAGGACUUGAAAGAAUGAUAGAAUUCCGUAGUCUGUUUUAUGUUAUCAGUCGAAGGUUUCUGUUUCUAACUUUGUUGUUUGAUUUCCAUAAUCAAUGCAUGUUGAUGUUCUAAA